AACCACUGUAAUUUGUGAAUUUUUAGGUUAUAUUUACUUUUUUUACUCAGAAAAUUUAAUGGCAAAUGGCUUGUUUUUGGUCCAAUCAAAACAAAACAAUAAUCGAAAUACCUUCCACUGAAGAAAGUAAUAAUAUAACUUACUAUAAAAUCAAAGUUUUAGUAGGAGAUUUCCAUUGGACAAUAACUCAUCGAUACAGUGAAUUUUAUGAUCUUCAUAACCAGCUAGUCAUAGAUCAUGGAGUAUCAAAAGAAAUAUUACCUUCGAAAAAAGUUAUUCGAAAUAAGUGCCCAAUUUUCAUUGAGAACCGGAGAAGAGGCCUUGAAGAAUAUUUACAAAAAAUCCUCUUAUUCUUGAAAAGAACCAUGCCUAAAAUCCUCGUAGAUUUUUUACACUUCAAUGUGUAUGAUAUUUUCUUCUUGUUGCAAGAUCUUUCAUCAAAACUAUUCUUAGAAGCAGAUUUUAUAUUAACAUCUCGGAAACCUCACUACUUCAGUACCCUAGAGCUCUAUGCAAUUAGUGAAUUUUUGAAGAAACCACUUUUAGACAAUACGGAGAGUAGGUUUGAUAUAAGUCCUGUACUCGAUUUGUGCUCUCAGCUGAAUUUUAUCAAGAUCAUUGGGGGAACCAAACCUUAUUUACAGAGCAAUAUAAUUUUCAACAAACUACAUUUUGAGCUGUCUCCAUUUAAGGAGCUGAAAAGUUUACAUAUGAAAAAUGUAUCCUUUGAAGUAAUUUUUUCCCUGGGAAAUUUGCGAAAUACUCUUGUUAAUCUCACUGUAAAUAACACAGAUGUCACCACCAUUUCCCAGAUUUUGCAGUGUGACGUUAUCCAUAAACACAAUUUGGAAGGAAGUCAGGUAAAUACUUUAUUUCACUGUGACACUUUAAUAACAAGUAGCAAUAUUGUGAAAAGCCUGUCUAUCAAUGAUCCUGAAUACAUUUCUGAGAUAAAUCAGGUUGAAGAUUUGGAAAGAAAUCGUUUCAACGGUUUGAAAUUUUUCAUCUAUAAGGUAACAAUGAGAGAGAUUAUGGUAUUACGUUUUUUAUUUGAAAUUGUUUUAUUUUGUGUCAGUGCUAAUUCAGAUACAAUUUAUGAUUGUCGACAAACAAUUGUUUUCAAAAACUAAAAAGUUUGGCAAAGU
This is a messenger RNA of Leptinotarsa decemlineata (Colorado potato beetle), 1145 nucleotides long. Its product is annotated as nischarin. Lineage: Eukaryota; Metazoa; Arthropoda; Insecta; Coleoptera; Chrysomelidae. The record is from RefSeq and is a predicted model, not a curated record.